AUGGAAGAGGAUCCCAAGAUUGCGCUGUUUGCCAACUUCAACAACGGAUUUGUCGCGGUGGUCAUGUUCUACGGGACCACCCAGCCGAGCCACCGAAGGCCUUUGAGCCGUUUCACAACCUCAGAAGCCUGGGUAGGUUUCGCCUAUGAGUGGCCCAAAGACGGUAGUGACGAUGCCGCGGCGCAAAAGGCCGUAGAUACCAUAUCCAAAACAGUGCAGUCUCUAGCUAAGACUAAAGGUACCCUCUUGGACUUCAAGUACAUGACCUUUGACACUGGCUCUCAGAAGGUUCUUGGCAGCUAUGGAGCCGAGAAUAUCAAGCUGAUGCAGGAGGUGGCGGCCAAGUACGACCCGGAGGGCGUCUUUCAGAAGCUGCAGAAUGGCGGGUUCCUUUUACGCGACAAUAUCUAA
Messenger RNA from Aspergillus welwitschiae, 411 nucleotides. RefSeq lists its product as uncharacterized. The transcript is spliced from 2 exons. The coding region runs from base 1 to 411 and encodes 136 amino acids. The record is from RefSeq and is a predicted model, not a curated record. Lineage: Eukaryota; Fungi; Ascomycota; Eurotiomycetes; Eurotiales; Aspergillaceae.